Molecule: messenger RNA, 3203 nt
Organism: Cannabis sativa
Lineage: Eukaryota; Viridiplantae; Streptophyta; Magnoliopsida; Rosales; Cannabaceae
Product: subtilisin-like protease SBT1.7
Exons: 1
Coding region: 730-3111 (793 amino acids)
Biological process (GO): proteolysis
Molecular function (GO): serine-type endopeptidase activity
Source: RefSeq, a predicted model, not a curated record
UAUUUCUCUUAAAGCCAACACUUUGUUAAGAAAAUACAAAAAAAAAAAAAUAUUCCAUUAAGAUACAACAAAAAUCGUUAAGAUGUGUUAAAUAAACACUUAUAUAAUAAGUAAGAUAUGUACCAAUUAAGUAAAAAAUUAGUAAGAUAAUUUUAUUGUAAUGGCAUAAUUGUAAUAAGAUAAUAAUGUAGAUAGUUGAUAUUUGUGUUAAAUGAUAGAGAGAGUAGUGUAAGAAAAGAGCCUCCUCAAAAUGAAAACAAAAAAAAAAAUGUUUUUACUUUUAGUGCUUUCAUUGUUUUCUUGGCAGGUAUAGUCUUGGGGAAAUAUAAAAUUAAUUAAUGAAUGCAUAAGAGAAGAAAUUAAUUAAUUUCAAAUUUAAAUUUAAAUUCAAAUUGAGUCUGGGAAUGAGAGAAGACAUUUUUAUGAUUAAAAUAGUAAAGAUAAUUGGGCCCACCACAUUUGGUCCAUGCAGCCGGCCACGAGACUAUAUAUAUAUAAUAUGAGUCGGCUCGGUCGAUCUAGAGGCGACCCCGCUGUUGCCGCCGCCAAAACCGUCGGAUUAUCUGCCUCAACUUUUGCCAUGCACCUCUAUCUUGAUCAGCUACUACACUUGUUAUAUAUCUUACUCAACGUCCCACACACUAUUACUAUUACGUGUGUAUUAAUUUCUAUCUAUAAGUAUAAAUUGGCAUCUAAUAAUUAAUAUUGGGAAGAGAUAUAUCGAUUGAGAUGAAGAUUUUAGUUUCUCAAUUAUCAAAGCCAGUAGUACUACUACUGCUACUACUAUUGCUACUAGUGAAUAACACUAUUAGUAGUAGUAGUAGUAAUGAUAUGAUGAUGAUGAAUAAACAGACUUAUAUAGUCCACAUGGACAAGACCAACAAGCCAGCAGUUUUCAACGAACACAUCAACUGGUUUCAAUCAUCUUUAAAAUCAGUAUCCAACAGUAACAUUCUCUACACCUACAGCCACGUCGUCCAUGGAUUCUCCACCAGACUCACUCAAAACCAAGCUGAGUUGCUUAGGAAACAGACAGGUGUGCGCUACGUCUUACCCGAAGUCACAUACAAGCUCCACACAACUAGGACUCCUAACUUCCUUGGCCUCUACAAUACGACGGCGUUUACUUCACAUAUUAACAAUAAGCUAGCGAGUGACGUUGUGAUUGGAGUUUUGGACACUGGUGUAUGGCCCGAGAGCCAAAGCUACAACGACAAAGGCCUUCCCCCAAUACCAGCAGCCUGGAAAGGCAGCUGCCAUGAUGAUGACGAUGAUCUAAACUUGUUCUUCAACAACAACUUCGGGUGUAACAGAAAGCUGAUUGGGGCAAGGUUCUUCAGUAAAGGCUACGAAGCAAGUGCCGGUCCAAUUAACCAAACACUGGAAUCCAAAUCACCCAGAGACAACGAAGGCCACGGGACUCACACCUCCGCCACUGCAGCCGGAUCCGCUGUCCUUGGGGCUAAUCUCAAGGGUUUCGCCUCGGGGACAGCGCGCGGGAUGGCUCCCACCGCAAGAAUAGCCUCUUACAAGGUUUGUUGGAUUUCUGGAUGUUUCGGUAGCGAUGUAAUAGCCGCAGUGGACAAGGCUAUCGAAGAUGGAGUCCAUAUUCUGUCCAUGUCUUUCGGGAGAACCCCAACUGAUUACUACGACGAUGCUUCAGCAAUAGCCACAUUCGCUGCCAUGCAACGCGGUAUCUUCGUAUCUGCAUCGGCCGGGAACAAGGGUCCCGAAACCAAGAGCGUCUCCAACAUUGCGCCGUGGAUCAUGACAGUCGGCGCGGGCACAAUAGACCGCGAUUUCACAGCCUACAUCAGACUCGGCAACGGAAGACAAUUCAAAGGCCUUUCCUCCUUCGCUCAACCCAAACAUUUGAACAAUAAUAAGUGGUUUCCAAUCGUAGAAGCCAAGAGAGUCAGUAGAUCUGUGUACGGUGGUUAUUGUUUAGCUGGCACACUUACUCCCCAUGAGGUGGCCGGGAAAAUAGUUAUUUGCUACGAAGGAAGAACCGCAAGAACCCAAAAAAGUUUGGCCCUAAAAGACGCUGGUGGUGCAGCAAUGGUUUACAUCUACAAAAAAUCUAAUUAUUUUGAUAAGAUAGUAGCGGAUGCCGAUUUCGUUCCUACAAUUUCUAUUGGGGUAGAAAAUAUAAACGAAAUCAAGAGAUAUCUCAAUUCAGUGGUUAAUCCUACUGCUACAAUGAUGAUAAAGGGAACAGAGAUUGGAUUUGGAGUUAAACCUUCACCAAUCGUCCCAGAUUUUAGCUCAAGAGGUCCAAAUCCUAUCACCCCCGAGAUUGUGAAGCCAGAUGUAAUAGCACCAGGAGUGAAUAUCCUAGCCGCGUGGAGCGGAACAAGUGGGCCAACCGAGUUGAGUAGUGACAAAAGAGUCGUUGACUUCAACAUCAUAUCAGGUACGUCCAUGGCUUGCCCACACGUCUCUGGAAUUGCGGCACUCAUCAAAUCCGUACAUCCAGAUUGGAGCCCAGCUGCUAUUAAGUCUGCUUUGAUGACUACCUCUUAUAGGACUGAUCGAAAGAACGGUAGACCCAUUCAAGACAUCACUACAGAGAACGAUGCCACGCCGUUUGAUUACGGAUCUGGACACGUGGAUCCCGUGGCUGCCGUCGAUCCAGGACUUGUUUACGACCUUACUCCUGAAGACUACGUGUGGUUUUUGUGUGUGUCGGACUACACGCAGAGACAGAUUAAGCUGGUUACUAAUAGAGAUAUUAACUGCGAGGAUUACUUAAGGGGAACAAAUGACCACCUUGGUCAGUUUAACUAUCCAUCUUUUGCAGUUCCUUUCGAUAUUAUUAAUGCAAAUACUAAUAUUAUUAAUGGUUCUACAAGUACCAUUAUUACGCACACAAGAAGUUUGACAAAUGUGGGAACCCCAGCAACAUAUAAAGUGAAAGUAUCGAAAGUUGAGUCAGUGAAAAUUGUGGUGAAUCCAAGUUCACUAACCUUCACACAUAAAAAACAGAAGCUGGCUUACACAGUGACGUUUACUAGUACUGUCGUGAGGAAGAGAACUUCCCAAUUUGGUCACCUGGAAUGGUCAGAUGGGAAACAUAUUGUUGGGAGUCCUAUUGCUUUUACUUGGUCAUGAUAUAUAUAUGUAUGCAUGUAUUUUACGUAACAUCAUUAAUUUUAAUUGCAGAUGUAUUUUAAUUAAUUAUAAUAAGAAAUGCAUUAAUUAUA